Messenger RNA from Lolium rigidum, 3417 nucleotides. Its product is annotated as tRNA ligase 1-like. Gene Ontology annotation, molecular function: RNA ligase (ATP) activity. NCBI's taxonomy places the organism in Eukaryota, Viridiplantae, Streptophyta, Magnoliopsida, Poales, Poaceae. Gene Ontology annotation, biological process: tRNA splicing, via endonucleolytic cleavage and ligation. The transcript has 27 exons. The coding region runs from base 1 to 3222 and encodes 1073 amino acids. The record is from RefSeq and is a predicted model, not a curated record.
AUGGGGAUCAACUCGAGAGCGGAGAUUUUAAAGGAGCCGCAAAGUGCAAGCAUAAGCAUGAGGACACCAUCAUUGUCCUCAGAGGGGGCUGUUGAGCAGGGUGGCGCCGGUGAUAAGCUACUGCAGUUGUUCAUGGGAGAUGAUCAGGACGUGGCCGUGGGCAACUUGUUUGUGGAGGCGCGGAUCAGGGCCGCUUUCUACCCCAAAUUUGAGAACGACAAGUCUGAUCAACAGACAAGAACUCGGAUGAUUGAGAUGGUGUCAUGUGGCUUAGCUACCAUGGAGGUUACGCUUAAGCAUUCAGGAUCUCUGUUCAUGUAUGCUGGUGCCCAUGGUGGAGCAUAUGCCAAGAACAGCUAUGGAAAUCUCUACACUGCUGUUGGCGUUUUUAUCCUGGCCCGUAUGUUUCGUGAAGCUUGGGGUGAGGAAGCUCUUAAAAUGCAAGCUGAAUUUAAUGCUUAUCUCGAGAAAAACCGGCUAAACAUUUCAAUGGAACUUGUGACAGCUGUUUUAGGAGACCAUGGACAAAGGCCAAAGGAUGAUUAUGUCGUGGUUACAGCUGUAACAGAGUUGGGUCAUGGCAAACCAAAGUUCUAUUCUACUCCGGAGGUGAUUGCCUUUUGUCGAAAAUGGCGCCUCCAAACAAAUCAUGUCUGGCUAUUUUCUACAAGGAAAUCUGCCACUUCCUUUUUUGCUGCCUAUGAUGCAUUGUGUGAAGAGGGGACUGCCACACCGGUUUGCAAAGCCCUUGACGAAAUAGCUGAUAUAUCUGUACCAGGGUCAAAGGAUCAUGUAAUUGUACAGGGUGAGAUGCUUGAAGGUCUGGUUGCCCGUAUUGUUAGUCGAGAAAGUUCAGUUCAAAUGGAAGAAGUUCUGAGAAACUUCUCACAGCCUCCAUUAGAUGGAGUUGACUGUGAUUUAGGACCAAAUUUACGUGAAAUAUGCACCUCUAAUAGCUUAGAUGAAAAGCAGAAAAUUAAAGCAAUUCUUGAAAAUCUUCGAUCUUCAUUGUAUCCAGACCAUUCUGAUUGGUUUGGAAAGAGUGGACUUGAUGCCCAGUCUCGAAAAGCUGAUGAAUCGGUUGUCGCUUACUUUUUGCAAGCACAUCCUACAGACUAUGCAACUAAGAAAUUACAGGAGAUGAUUCGUUUGAUGAAGCAGAUGAAGGAGAUGAAGCCGAGUAGUUUUCCUGCAGCGUUUAAAUGUUACUGGAAUUACCAAAAAGUUGAUUCUCUUUCAAAUGAUAACUUGUAUUACAAGAUGGUUAUCCAUGUGCAUAGUGAUUCCGUUUUUACACGUUAUCAGCAAGAGAUGAAGAAAAAUCAAGGGUUAUGGCCACUGUAUAGGGGUUUCUUCAUUGAUGUAAACCUAUUCAAGGCGAACAAUAAGAAGACCACUGAACUUUCCAAAGACUGUAACAUUUUACUGAACAGUAUUGAAGGUUCCUUGGAUUCAAGUUCGUCAGUUAAGGAUGGUCUGGCUGAUGAGGAUUCAAAUUUAAUGGUCAAACUAAAAUUCCUGCCUUAUAAGAUAAGGACAUUUUUAAUUCGGAAUGGCCUCUCCACCAUUUUCAAAAAUGACGGAUCUGCUUAUAGUAAUUAUUACGUAAGGCAAAUGAAGAGUUGGGGAACAUCAGAAAGUAAACAGAAAGAGCUUUGCAAACUGUUGAAUGAAUGGGCUGCCUACAUUAGAGGAAAGUAUGGCAAUAAGCCACUCUCGUCCUCAAUUUAUCUUAAUGUGGACAAUUUCAAAAGAAAAUAUCUUGGCGAGGCAGAGCCCUUCCUUGAACAAUAUGCUAAGCGUAGCCCUGCAAACCUGGCUUUGAUAAGGGCUGCUGGCAACAUGGUUCAAACAGAAAAUUUCUUGGCCAUACUUGAUGCGGAGAGAGAUGAAGAGGAUGGUUUUCAGCCAGAACAUGUGGUAGCACCUUCUAGUCCUACAGUGUCCCUCGAUGUUGUUUCAAAAAUUGAGGGCCUUAUUGUCUUCUUUCCGGGUAUACCUGGUUGUGCAAAGUCUGCUCUAUGUAAUGAAAUAUUGAAUAUGCCUGGUGGCCUUGGUGAUAACCGGCCUAUUCAUAGUUUGGAAGGAGAUCUUACUAAAGGAAAAUACUGGCAAAAGGUUGCUACUGAGCGAAUAAACAAACCAUUUAGAAUAACCCUUGCCGACAAAAACGCACCAAAUGAGGACGUGUGGCAGCAGAUCGAAGAUAUGUGCGGGAUCACAAAUGCAGCUGCUGUUCCUAUUAUUCCUGAUUCUGAAGGCACUGAUACAAAUCCAUUUUCACUUGAAGCUCUUGCUGUUUUCAUGUUUCGUGUACUCAAACGGGUUAAUCAUCCGGGAAAUCUGGGAGAGAACUCACUGAAUGCUGGUAAUGUUUUGAUAAUGUUUUACAAGCUCUAUGAUGGCAAGAGUCGAAGAGAAUUUGAAAGCGAACUGUAUGAGCGUUUCGGCUCCUUGAUUAAGAUGCCUCUUCUGAAGCCAGAUAGAGCUCCAUUGCCUGGUGAUGUCAAAAGUAUCUUAGAUAAGGGGCUUAGCUUAUUCAGACCACAACGAAGGAAGCGUGGAAGAGAGGAGCCAUCAAAUGAUUCAUAUGCUAAAGAAUGGGAAAAGUGGGAGAAGAGGUUGCGCAAGAUAUUGUUUCGGAAUGAUGAUUAUCUUAAAUCCAUUCAGGUUCCAUUUGAGGUUGCGGUGAAAGAAGUAGUGGAACAGUUAAAGGCUGUGGUGAAAGGUGAUAUCAAAACACCUGAUACUGCGAAGCGGAGGUUCGGCAACAUCUUUUUCGCUGCUGUUACAUUAUCUCAGGCAGAUAUAUUGGGACUUGUCAGGAAGGUUGCAGAGAAAGACACUGCUGUCAAAAAAUUUCUCAACGGCAUAAAAGUAGAGGAUAACCUGAACAAGGUGCAUAUCACCCUCGCCCACAAAAGUGCACAUGGUGUAGCUGCAGUUGCAAGUUAUGCUGUCUACAAGAACCAGGAAGUCCCUGUGUCUUUUAACGCCUUCUUCUACACCGAUAAGAUGGCUGCUCUCGAGGCGCAGCUUGGAAUGGUAAAUGGUGAGACUAUCGUCUCCAGAAAUGAUUGGCCACAUGUUACUGUAUGGACAGCCGCAGGUGUUGGACCAAAGAAAGCAAACACAUUGCCACAGUUGGUUUCUGAAGAAAAAGCAAAGCGGGUGGCAAUCGACCCUCCUAUCACAAUCACUGGAGUUAUAGACUUCUACUGAUUCGUUGUCUUGCUCUUAGAUAAGAGUCAGGAAUCAUUAGAUAGCUGAUUGUGUCGAUGGCUUUGUAAAUUUUAGUCUAAAUUUCAUGCCACAAAGUUUUGUAGGGUAGAGUGGGAUUUGUGAUACUAAUACUUUAUGAUUCAGAAAAACAUGUCACUGUCAGGCCCUAGAUAUAGUUAAGCAUAAUUAUGAUCA